CGCACGUGUGUUUUGUUUUCGUUUAAUUUUAUUUAAAACAAACGUGCAAAAUGGUAGCGAAGAAUAAAAAGUCCAGCGCCGAUGCGGUUUACACUAAGAAAGCGGUCCAGAGCAGUAAUCCUUUCGACACAUCAAAGCCUCAAACGGCUAAACGUCUUAACCCUUUCGAUGUGCAUGUGAAUAAGGAAAAAUUCCAGAUUUUGAACCGCAUCUGUAAGCAUGACAGGGGCAGGCCAGGAGUUUCGCGUGCCAAGGCGCUGCAAAGACGCGAACAGACAUUGGGCAAACAGUACUCCACUAAGCACAAGACUAACAAGUUUAAGGAUCAGCGGAUUGGCAAACACUUGACUGGAGAUCAGCUGAACGAGUCUGUGAUGAAUGCACGCUAUUUGGCUGAGAAGCUGUCACAGGUGCGCGGCUCACACAAGGCUGAAAAGUUUAAUCUAAAUGAUGACGAGCUGCUGACGCAUAGAGGCCAAACUCUUGAGGAGAUUGAACAGUACAGAGAUGAGCGUUCCGAUGAUGAAGAGCUGGAGGAUGAAGGAUUAGAUGCUGAGUUUACGUCUGCGGCACAUUUUGGAGGAGAGGGUGACAAGCCACAGGAUCGUCAAACAGCCAUUGAGGAAAUGAUUAGCGAACAAAAGCGUCGCAAAAAUGAAAUAGCUAAGGAGAAGGAUGAAGUGUACGAUAUGACAGAGAGACUGGAUGCUAAUUAUAAGCAGCUGCUGCCUCUGGUAGCCAAAGCCACAAAGGAUGAGAUGCGCGAACGGCCGCCACCAGAUGCUUAUGAUAAGUUACUAAAGGAAAUGAUAUUCGAGCCUCGUGGCAGUGUUACAGACAAGCUCAUAAAUCCAGAAGAGAUGGCCAAGCAGGAGGCAGCACGUUUGGAAAAACUAGAAAAUGAACGCUUAAGACGCAUGAAAGGUGAUGAUGAGCCCACGGAGGCUAAAGCACAGCCCACACAUCGUUCAGCAGAUGAUUUGGAUGAUGGUUACUUUGUGGCGGGCGAUGAUGAUAAUGCAGAUGAUACUUUAGCUUAUGAUUUGGACGGAAAUCUUGGCACACACUUGCACAGCAAGAAGGUAGCAAAGAAGGAUGCAGUAGAUAAAGAAUCAGGUGAUGAAGAUGAAGAGGAUGAGGAAGAAGAGUCUGGCGAUGAUGAAGGAGAGGAGGAGGAAAGCGGCAGCGAAGAUGAAGUGGAUAACUUGAGCGAUCUCAAAGAGUCCGAAAGUGAAUCGGAGGCAGAAGCGGAACCAGCGGCCAGUAAAGCCAAGAAAGCAGCCAAACAAAAGGCAGUGCCAGCGAUGGACACCAGUAUACCUUUUACCAUUAAAAUGCCCAAGACCUAUGAGGACUUUACAACGCUCAUGGCUAAAUAUGAGCCACAAAAGAGAUCAAUUGUUGUGGAGCGCAUUAUCAAGUGCAAUCAUCCCAAGCUGGAGGGCGUCAAUCGUGAACAUGUUGUCAAGCUGUACGCAUUUUUGCUGCAAUACCUUAAGGAUCUGUUUGAAGAUGCCUGCGAGCAGGAUAUACACUCACACUUCCAGCUCUUGUCCCAACUCAUGCCGCAGCUUUACGAUUUGACGCAUUUGAAUCCGGAUCGCAUGUCCAAUACGCUGCUGGACGUAAUCAAAGAGAAACACGCAGAAUUUCGCAAGAAUCACAAAAUAUAUCCAACGCUGGAUACGCUUAUCUACUUUAAGCUUGUUUCCAAUUUAUAUUCCACCUCGGACUUUCGUCACCCGGUAGCCACGCCCACUUAUAUCUUUAUGCAGCAUAUAGUGAGUCGUGCGCGUGUGCGCACACGUCAAGAUAUAGCCAUGGGCCUGUUUAUUGUAACCAUUGCAAUGGAAUUUGGCACGAGAUCCAAGCGUAUUCUGCCCGCUGUCUUCAACUUUCUGCAGGGCAUAAUACAUCUGGCCAUUCCCAAACAGCAGUCAGAUAAGUCGGACAUUGCGCCGCCAUUUGAGUGUGAAGGACCCUUUAGCAAGCUCUUGGCCGUUGCCAGCAGUGAGGAGUGCAAGCAGUUGCAGCCAGAACUGCUGGAAGCGGGGGAUUUGGUGACACUCACGAUCACCUCAGACUUCAAGGUGCGCGCAUUGAACUCCAGUUUGCUGCUCAUCAAACAGUUAAUGACGGAGCAUGUGCAGGAGCACACAGGCGCUUGCUAUCUGGCAAGUCCUUUUUUGCCACUGCUCGAACGUUUGCCAUUAAAGUCUUAUCCCGCACAUAUAACUCAACACUACAAGGAAACCAAAUCAGCGUUGGAGCUGCUAGCGGCGCAAAAAAUGAAGCCAUUGGCGCCACCAGAGCGCAAACCUAAAGCCUUGCGCCUGCUGGAGCCCCGCUUUGAAGUUGUUUACGAUGACAAGCGCAGACCCAAGCUGUCCAAGCAAAAGGAAGAGCGUGUCAAACUGCUGGCGAAGAUUAAGCGUGAGAAGAAGGGCGCCAUUAGAGAAAUUCGUUUGGAUACGGCCUUUGUGCAGGAUCUUAAACUCAAGCAGCAGCUACAAAGCGACAAGGAGCGUCAUGAGAAGGUCAAACGCAUCUACCAAGAGGCAUCCAUACAGCAGGGCGAACUCAAUGAACUUGCGCGCGCCAAGAAAAAGAAGAAAUUUUAAAUAUCCGGGGAGUAUUGAAAGUGUUAAUAAUGUAAACAAGUUGAUAAUUAAAAUAACAAAUCAAA
Messenger RNA from Drosophila busckii, 2686 nucleotides. Its product is annotated as nucleolar protein 14 homolog. Gene Ontology annotation, biological process: maturation of SSU-rRNA. The record is from RefSeq and is a predicted model, not a curated record. The transcript is spliced from 3 exons. The coding region runs from base 51 to 2621 and encodes 856 amino acids. NCBI's taxonomy places the organism in Eukaryota, Metazoa, Arthropoda, Insecta, Diptera, Drosophilidae. Gene Ontology annotation, cellular component: Noc4p-Nop14p complex; small-subunit processome; nucleolus.